AUGGGUUCCUCGCCCAAUUCAAAGCCUAAGAUCGUCAGAGGCACCGCAGGUUAUGUCUUGGAAGAUGUUCCACAUUUGGCUGAUUACAUCCCUGACCUUCCAACAUAUUCUAAUCCUUUGCAGAACAAUCCUGCUUACUCAGUUGUCAAGCAGUAUUUCGUUCACGUCGAUGAUAGUGUUCCGCAGAAGAUAAUUGCGAAUAAAGAUAGUCCAAGAGGGAUACAUUUUCGGCGUGCCGGACCUCGUCAGAAGGUGUAUUUCGAAGCAGAUGAUGUUCAGGCUGCUAUUGUGACAUGUGGUGGUCUAUGUCCUGGCCUAAACACCGUGAUUAGGGAACUAGUAUGUGCAUUGUAUCACAUGUAUGGUGUGAAAAAAGUUUUGGGAAUCAAUGGAGGAUACAAGGGUUUCUAUGCACACAAUACCAUAUCUCUAACCCCUAAAAGCGUGAAUGAUAUACAUAAGCGAGGGGGAACUAUCCUUGGUUCAUCAAGAGGUGGACAUGACACCACUAAGAUAGUUGACAGUAUUCAAGAUCGGGGAAUCAAUCAGGUUUUUAUAAUUGGAGGAGAUGGUACUCAGAGGGGUGCAGAUAGAAUUUUUGAGGAAAUUAGAAGGCGUCGUCUCAAAGUUGCAGUAGUAGGAAUCCCGAAAACCAUAGAUAAUGACAUCCCGGUUAUUGAUAAGUCCUUCGGCUUUGACACAGCUGUUGAGGAGGCUCAACGUGCUAUAAAUGCUGCACAUGUUGAGGCUGAAAGUGGUGAAAAUGGCAUAGGUGUUGUCAAGCUGAUGGGCCGGUACAGUGGGUUUAUUGCAAUGUAUGCUACUCUGGCUAGUAGGGAUGUGGACUGUUGUUUAAUUCCAGAGUCACCCUUUUACCUUGAAGGUCCUGGUGGACUUUUUGAGUUUGCAGAGAAAAGGCUAAAAGAAAACGGCCACAUGGUUAUUGUGAUUGCUGAAGGGGCAGGACAGGAACUGGUUUCUGAGAGUAUCCAAUCCAUGCACAAGCAGGAUGCUUCCGGAAACAAACUUCUUCAAGAUGUUGGGCUUUGGAUAUCCCAAAAGAUAAAGGAGUAUUUUACCAAGCAGAAGACAAUGAACAUAAAUCUCAAAUAUAUAGAUCCAACGUAUAUGAUCCGAGCUGUUCCAAGCAAUGCUUCUGACAACGUGUACUGCACACUUCUUGCUCAAAGUGCUGUUCAUGGAGCCAUGGCAGGUUACACCGGCUUUACCAGUGGGCUUGUCAAUGGAAGGCAAACGUACAUACCCUUUUAUAGAAUCAUCGAGGGCCAGAACAAAGUAGUCAUAACUGAUAGAAUGUGGGCUAGGCUUUUGUCUUCAACAAAUCAACCCAGCUUUACGAUUUGUAAGAGUGUCACUGAAGAAAAGAGGGAAGAAGAAACAACCGGGGAGCAGUAA
Messenger RNA from Sphenostylis stenocarpa, 1416 nucleotides. NCBI's taxonomy places the organism in Eukaryota, Viridiplantae, Streptophyta, Magnoliopsida, Fabales, Fabaceae. The record is from the annotation of a GenBank genome assembly.